Molecule: messenger RNA, 992 nt
Organism: Pseudo-nitzschia multistriata
Lineage: Eukaryota; Bacillariophyta; Bacillariophyceae; Bacillariales; Bacillariaceae
Source: the annotation of a GenBank genome assembly
CGUCACAAUUUUCCACCAUUCUCGUUCCAUCCGAUACCGCUACGCGCCACACAAACCAAACAACUGCAACACAAUGGUGUCCCUCUCGUCUGCUCUAUACUCCCACUACACACUUUCUGCCCUGGCGAUUGCUCUUCUUGUCGUGCUCCCUUUCCCUUUGCAGGCGGGUGGUGCCAGUGCCAGGAGAAAACUUACCAAGAAAGCCACGCAAGAACCGAUCCCCACCCCUGACCCCACCCCCGCCCCCGGUCCGAAAACGCUCAAACUCGCCUUCGACGCCCUCCGCCUGGUCUCGGAGGAUGUUGCCAGCAUCGGCUUCGAGUCCAGCUCCCUCUCCACCGGCAACCCCCAGCCCACCUUUGUGGGUGCGACCACGGUCUCCUUCCUGAAUCUCUUUCCGUUUGACACAGUGACGGCGGAAAACGUCGAGAGCCUCCACGCCGACCCCUCUUCUGGCGGCGCCAUUGGCACUAUCGAGUUCCCCUGCAUCAUCACCAACAACGGCUUCUCGAAAGGCCUGUGCCAGGGAGUUGUUGACUUUUUGCUCGACGGCGAGCCAGCCGGUGCAAUGGUCUCCUACGGAGGGCACCUGAUCAACCAGGAGCACUACCAGGGCAUGAUCAUUGGCGGGACCGGGGCCCUCGGGAACGCCAUCGGCGGGACCUACCAAUCGGUGAAAACCAACAUCCCCACUGCCGACGGCACGAGUGUCUACGUCAUCGAAAAUUUUGUCGCGACCUUCGUUCUUGCCUAAGCCCGGUUACAGUUGGAACAGCGACGCUAUUUGUAUUUUAGAUUGUGAGUGUUUCAUUCGCAAUCCAAAAGUGCUGCAUUGCAGCAUUCUGUCUGCAAUAAUCCAGUCUUAGCAGUGUUCACUAUUUUGGUAGCCACGAUUCAAUAUCGUCGAUCAUAUUGAGGACUUAAACCGAUAAGUUUUGUUACUUUCUAGUAGCUCAUUGAUUCUAGAUACAAAAGAAACCAUAGAUUUGUUU